CUUCACAAACCCCCGAAUAAUAAUACAGAAUGCAAUCAAAGGGCAACGGACUGCAUGCAGAACUGAUAGCUGAGAGUGAGAAACGCUACCUCAGCAAGUACGGAAAGCUACCACGUGGAGGCUUACUGGGUCAGAAAUCCAAGGAACGGAGCUACUUUGACUCUGGCGAUUACGCUCUUUCCGCCGCUGAUCGUGUAACCGACAACGGCGCUAUUCACACGGGAAAAGCGCAUCCACAUCGGGAGAGCAUUUCGCAUCCUUUUGCUCCUAUUCCAUCCUCUAGCAACGUUAACAAGGAGGCCACCGAUGAUUUGUAUAGGAAAAGACCGAGUCUGGAAGAGAGUCCUCUCCUCCAACAAACCAAUAGUGAAGAUGCUGAACCCCUCUAUAAAAAGGGACAGGAUGAUUCUGUGUCUCACGAAGCUUGAUACCCGAAUUUCGCGUUGAAAUUAGUUAUGAAUUUAGGAAAGCAUGGAAAUUCCUGAUCCACAAAAAAGGCCCUUGAGACUGC
Penicillium brasilianum is the source of this 511-nucleotide messenger RNA. Lineage: Eukaryota; Fungi; Ascomycota; Eurotiomycetes; Eurotiales; Aspergillaceae. The record is from the annotation of a GenBank genome assembly.